AUAUUUCUCACUCUUUCUCUCUUCUCUCUCUCUCUCUCUCUCUCUCUCUUUCAUUCUCAGCAAGUUUCCCUUCUCUCUCUCUCUCUAGGAAAAGAUAAAAGAGGGAGAGAUUUUUUGACGUUGAUUUCGUGCUUCUGCUGAUGAUCAAUAAACAAACGUAUAUGGAGAGGCAGCUCGAAGGGGUGAGGAUGGAAGAUUCGAUUCGGCCGUCAUCUUUGUCCGAUCAUUUUCUGGCGAGUAACCAGUUUUCCGCAGGCAUGCUGGACUUAUACACUGAGAGUGAGAAGAGCUCACUGGGGUUCACGGAGUUACUGGGUCUUCAAGAUUUCGCACCUUCCAUCUUUGACAUCUUCCAACCUUCUGCCUUGCCGCCGACUCAGACUUCAGCCGUUGCAGAAUCGCCGGAGGGGUUUAACCAGCCGGCCACGCCCAACUCUUCCUCGAUUUCCUCGGCUUCGAGCGGGGCUCACAAUGAUGAACAGAGUAGGCCCGCAGAGGAAGACGAAGAGCAGCAAAAGGUCAAGAAACGGUUGAAAGCCAAGAAAACCAGUCAGAAGAGGCAGAAGGAGCCGAGGUUUGCUUUUAUGACAAAGAGCGAGGUUGAUCACUUGGAAGAUGGAUACAGAUGGAGAAAGUAUGGCCAGAAAGCCGUAAAGAACAGUCCUUUUCCUAGGAGCUACUAUCGUUGCACCAAUGCUGCGUGUAAUGUGAAGAAGAGAGUGGAGCGAUGCCACAAUGACCCAAGCAUAGUCGUGACCACGUACGAGGGCAAGCACACCCAUCUCAGUCCGGUGAUGCCGCCUCGCCCGGACUCCAGCGUCCUACCACCGACGGCGGCUUUUGAUCCGGCGGCAGUGCAAGUGCCUCGCCAAUACUCCCAAUUCAGCAACCUGCCUCCACUGAACUGCGGCUACUUCAGCUACAUGAACCCCGGUGGUGUUUCCGUGAACGAGAGGCGUUUUUACUUUCCGGCGGCUCCACCUUUGCUUGGCGACCAUGGCCUCCUUCAGGACGUUUUGCCGUCCCUUACGAAGAACGAAGGGUAGAUGAAAACCCAACUCACCACCUGAGCGAUAUAUAGCCUAGUGAGGCCAAUGUCCGGUGUUCGAGUCCUCAUUAACCCCAAACUCUCCCCCUAGUUCUACUCGCCGCGAAUACUCAAUUGCUACCCUAGUAGCUAGUGGCACUGUUUAUGACGUUAAAUUGGGACUCCUGUGUGUCUUUCUUUGUAUCUAAUGAUAUAUAUAACCCGUGAUGUUUUUACUGGAAGCCCAGUUGGGUGUGAUC
This is a messenger RNA of Diospyros lotus (date-plum), 1287 nucleotides long. RefSeq names its product WRKY transcription factor 23-like. The record is from RefSeq and is a predicted model, not a curated record. Lineage: Eukaryota; Viridiplantae; Streptophyta; Magnoliopsida; Ericales; Ebenaceae. Gene Ontology annotation, biological process: regulation of DNA-templated transcription. Gene Ontology annotation, molecular function: DNA-binding transcription factor activity; sequence-specific DNA binding. The coding region runs from base 141 to 1046 and encodes 301 amino acids. The transcript has 3 exons.